AUGGUCGAAGCCCCUGAACUCGCCGUACGAGCUUUUCCAUCCCUUUUGAGUAUGGAGUCAAAAAUAUUUCCGUGCCAGUAUGGGUCGUUCCGCGAUUGCGAUGAGACGUUCCAGACACAAGCGGAGGCCUCGACCCAUCUGAUAAUAUUCCAUAAUGCAGACCCGGUCCAUCGAAAUGAAGAAGGGCGAUAUCUUUGCCACUAUUCCCAGGGUUCUGGAACAGCCGUUUGUCAAGAAACUUUUCUGACAGUGACAGCUACUGUUGAACAUCUCGACAUGCGAUAUCCAUGUCCGAGAAAAAAAGAUCUAGGAUGCGAUGCAGACUUUAGCCGAGAGGGGGAUGCUAAGUUACAUGCUAGGGAGAAGCAUGAUAAUCAGCGCAAGGUCUUUCCAUGUCCGAAAAAACAGGAGUUGGGCUGUGAAGAAACGUUUCGCCGCAAGUGCUUGGCAGAACGUCACGCCAAGCAGAAACAUGGAUCUGAAGACGCAGAGGAUGACGGAAUGUUCCCAUGUCCUUUGAAGGAGGAACUAAACUGCCCAAAGACCUAUACGGACCAGACCGGCGCGGACAAACACUCCAUGAAGGCGCACAAGGGGCAUCGAUACCCAUGCCCUUCCAAAGCUUGUGAUGAGGACUUCUCUGCACCAGUAGAUGCAAGGAAGCAUGGAAAGAGUCAUGGAAUGAGCAACUUGUAUCCCUGCCCCGCUCCCGAGGGAGACAAAUGCUCAAUGAUGUUUCCUACGUUUGAUGAGGCACAAAGACAUCUGUCAAACAGAGAUCACAACAAAAGUGUUGUGUGCCAGUAUUGCAGCGAGACGUUCUACGACGUUAAAUCGAGAGGAAGGCAUGGGGAACUUCAUACACACCCGUUUCCCUGCCCCUAUUCAUGGUGCGAGCGAAGGUUCAAAACCUGCCAUGAAGCGUUGAAACACGCGGAAAGGCAAGUGCACAACUCAGUCGGAGUCUUUUACAUGUGUAAUGCCCCAGACUGCCGCACGGCCGCGAUGGGACAUGUAAUGAAGCCGAGCAAGCUGAAAGAUCAUUGGGAAAACCACGCAAGACUUGAACAUGUCCCUGCUAAUUCGGAGCCGUCGUAUGAACGCGGAGAACCGCGACCGUUCAAGAGUUCUCCGCUCUAUGAAGCUAUUUACGAAGUCAAUUCGCUGGCUUCUUUUGAAUCUUUCAACCGUGGCAAAGAUAACGGAGUGCACCCCACGAUGACUACCGAUCCAGAUGUCGAGAACACAGAAGGCGAUGGCCUCGACCUGAUGGAAGAGGACAAUGAACUCGAUUUGAUGGAAGAGAGCUCUACCUCAUUCGAACAAGAUUACGACUUGGGAUUACUACAAGAGAACUCCAGCGAGUAUUUUUCACAGAAGCAGCGCGGCGAAAUGUUGGCCCAGAAUACGCAAUUCUGGGAGAACCACAAGCACCAAAAAGUCUAUUUACAUGCAAGAGGACGUACGUGUCUUGGGCCUGGUAUCAACACACAAUACAUUGUCACAAAACCAUGCCCGUUCGGUGCGACUAUCGAUUUUGACACAGCUCGUUUAAGACAGACGAGGCGCGAGAAUGGAUCCAAGGAUAUUGUGCUCGAUACCACAUGCGCAGUAUGUUCUGCUGAGAAGAGAGAAUCCAUUAUAUUGCGGACGUUUCAGUCGUCUAGCAAGCGAAACGUUGACAUGGACUUGCUAAGAGAAAUCUUUGGGCGCACAUUGCAUAAGAGAUGGAGUGCUCAGCCAUCUUACGAACGAGUCAAGCAACGACUCGAAGAGAUCAGAAAAGGGAACCAACCAGACAUCAAACCGCUCAUCCUAGAUACAGAAUACACCAUAGCUGGUCAGCAGCUAAUGGAGUUCUCCUUCAUCGAUUUCGACUCUGGAGACGUGCUUAUCAACACUCUUGUUGAACACUCGCAAGGUAUUAGACAUAUUGACUUCUCCAGAGAUCCCUCUACUCGAAGAGGCUCCUGA
Fusarium redolens is the source of this 1974-nucleotide messenger RNA. RefSeq lists its product as uncharacterized. The coding region runs from base 1 to 1974 and encodes 657 amino acids. The transcript has 4 exons. Gene Ontology annotation, biological process: regulation of transcription by RNA polymerase II. Gene Ontology annotation, molecular function: chromatin insulator sequence binding. The record is from RefSeq and is a predicted model, not a curated record. Gene Ontology annotation, cellular component: chromosome. NCBI's taxonomy places the organism in Eukaryota, Fungi, Ascomycota, Sordariomycetes, Hypocreales, Nectriaceae.